CCACAGUCCACAGAUACCCUUCCUCAUCGUCUGUCCCCUUCUCGACAGCGCAUUUGACUAUCAAAAUGCCCUCACCGUCCUCCAAGCCCGUCCCUGCAGACGUCAGAGAGGCUGUGCGUGACACAGUCGCAUAUCGCCACCAACAGCCAGAUCCAACAAGAAACCGCGCCAAUCGUAGCCACACCUCUGCGGCAAACCCCGCCAGCUCCAGGCCCUCUGGCAGAGGUCGUUCUCAUUCAGAAGACUCCGGCAAUAUCGUCGAGAAAGCAAGAUCGAGCGGCAAGUCUCGCACCAAGAAGGGCUCGCAACACGCAGAUGUCAUUGACCGGUUAGAUUUCACUGGCGUUGGUCCCAUGUUCCACCACGAUGGCCCCUUCGAUGCAUGUGCGCCAUCUCGCAACAAGCACAAGACCAAGGCUCCCAUGCAUGCUUGGUCAACCAAGCCUGAAGACCUUGUCCAGCAAUACGGCAACGGGGCUUAUCCGUCGCCUUAUGCUUACCAAGCGUUCUCCAACGAUUAUCCCGAACCGCCCAAGAAGAAGGUCGACGCCAUCGCUGAAGCCUGGGGUAUCCACGAGCCAGAACCAUACGAGGAAUUUUUUGCUGGUGGCGGCAAAGCCGAAGGCGACACCCCGGCCAGUUCCAUCUACAAUGGUAAAGACGGGCGCAAUGGGCGCUCCAAGGACGACACUCGAGAGGGGCGGUCCCGUGCCCCUGUCGCCCGUCGCCCCGGUGUCCCUCCUCCACAGCCCAUUUUUGUACCUGAAGCAGAAAUCGAACAGCCCUCUAGUUCGCCGCCAGCCAACGCUCCAGGAUUCCCCAAGAGAUCCAAGUCUCUCAUGCAUCGGAUUCGCAAGAUGCGUGACGCUCCCAAUGUUCCCGUCUCAUCUGAUUUCGAGACCCGACCGCCUUCAUCUCCUUCCUCCCCAUCCAUCCCCAAUCAAGAAGGUCAAUCCUCGAGACCUACCCAUCGCUCGCAAAACUCGUUUUUGGGUCGUUUCGGCGUAAAGUCCAAUCAAAGUGCGCCCAUCUCUACCCAAAACGAGACCCCGGAACCUUACGUCUUCAUUGAUAACCAGAAGCAGGACAAAGCUCUACCCGCGACUCCUCUAGAGAUUAGGGCUGCAGAGAAUGCCUAUCACUCUGAUAGUCAGCAACAGGGUGGUGCUCAAUUGGGGAGGAAAACCAGCUUGAUGAAGAAAGUGGGUCGAGUAGUGCGGGGAAGAUAA
Coprinopsis cinerea okayama7#130 is the source of this 1229-nucleotide messenger RNA. RefSeq lists its product as hypothetical. Lineage: Eukaryota; Fungi; Basidiomycota; Agaricomycetes; Agaricales; Psathyrellaceae. The transcript is spliced from 3 exons. The record is from RefSeq and is a predicted model, not a curated record. Gene Ontology annotation, cellular component: cytoplasm. The coding region runs from base 66 to 1229 and encodes 387 amino acids.